UUGAUUCAACCCAACAAAUUGCCACCUGUUUAGAUGAUGCACGUGUUGGAAAACCAAGACAUGCAGCUCUCAGAAUGCCACUCACCACCGCUUCUAUAUAGAGCCACCUUUGCAAAGUGCAAUGAAUCACUUCUACUCCAUCCAGCUUCUGUUCUAUCACACUUUGUUGAUAAUGGAGCCACGCAAAGCUUUCUCAGCUAUACCACUUUCUUUGGUCUUGAUCUUCUUAUUGCUUACCAUUUCCAUGUGUAGAGGGAAGGAAUCAUCAAGUGAGGAGGACAAAGCUCAUGAGGGACCAGUGGUGGAAAAGGAUCAGCGGAAGACAUUGCUUGCCACUGAAUAUGGAGAGAUCUCAGCCACUGAUGUUAAGGGUGGACACAGAGCACCACCCUACCAUCUUCAGUUCUUCACAUUGGAUCCAAACUCUGUGUUUCUUCCUGUACUUCUUCAUGCAGACAUGAUCUUUUAUGUUCAUACUGGAAGCGGAGAGCUAACCUUUGCAAAUGAAGGUCAUAGUAGAAGUAUUCAUUUGCGUGAAGGAGAUCUCUGCAGCCUCCCAGAAGGAACUGUUUUCUAUAUACAGAGUAACUUGGAGGCAGAGAGAAGGAAACUUAGGAUUUAUGCAAUGUUUACCAGUUCAGAUGACAGCACUUAUGAUCCAUCAAUCGGUGCUUACUCAAGGAUCAACAAACUUGUCAAAGGCUUUGAUAAGAAAAUCAUGCAAGCAGCUUUCAAGGUGCCGGAAGAUCUGAUUGAAGCAAUCACAAACAAGACUGAGACACCAGCAAUAGUGCAUGCGGUUCCAGAGAAGACAAAGAAGAAGGACACGAUCUGGGAAUUGGAGGAAUCGUUCCUUAGAAACUUUUUAGGCUUUCAGUUAAAUUCCAAGAAAGUCAAAGCAUAUAACAUAUUUGAUCAUGACCCUGACUUCAAAAAUCCUAAUGGUUGGACCUUAACAGUGACCAAAAAGCAACUAAAAUCAUUGAAGCGUCACAACAUUGGAUUUCUGAUGGUGAAUUUGACUGCGGGAUCAAUGUUGGGGCCGCAUUGGAAUCCAAGGGCAACAGAGAUAAAUGUGGUGCUGCAAGGAGAAGGCAUGGUUCGAGUGGUAUGUGGAAGCAGCAAUGAUGAUGACAAAGAAGAAUGUCAAAACAAGAGGUUUAAGGUUAAGCAAGGUGAUGUUUUUGUGGUGCCUAGGUAUCAUCCAAUGGCUCAAAUGUCAUUAAAAAAUGAGCCACUAGUUUUCUUGGGAUUUAGCACUGCUGCAAAGGAGAACCAUCCUCAGUUUUUAGCUGGGGGUAAUUCAAUGCUUAAAAUUCUAGACAGAAAGAUCUUGGCUACCUCUUUCAAUGUCAGUGAAGCAAGCAUUGACCAGCUACUAGCUUCUCGUGAUGAUUCAGUCAUGUUUGGGUGUGGUUCAUGUGCGGAGGAAGAGGAGAGGAUCAUGAAGGAAGAAAAGGAGAAGGAAAAGGAGGAGGAAGAGAAGAAAAAGAAAGAAGAGGAAGAGAAAAAAAGAGAGGAUGAGAGGGAAAAAGAGGAAGAUGAAGCUAAAAAGAGACAAGAAGAGCAAAGGAAGAGAGAGGAAGAGGAAGCGAAAAGACAACAAGAAGAGAGGGAGAGGAGGCGAGAAGAGGAGGAAGCUAGAAGGCGAGAAGAGGCAGAGAGGGAGCAAGAAGAAAUCAGAAGAGCAAGAGAAAGGAAGAGAGAAGAAGAAGCAGAGAGGGCGCGAAAGAGAGAAGAGGAGGAGGCUAGGAGACAAAAAGAGGCAGAGAGGAAGCAAGAAGAAGAAGCAGAGAGGGAGCAGGAAAAAGCUAAAAGAGAACAGGAAAAGAGGGAGAGGGAAAGAGAGGAGGAAACUAGAAGAGAAAGGGAAAGGGAAGAGGAAGCUAGGAGAGAAAGGGAAAGGGGAGAGGAAGAGGAAGAAGAAGCAGCUAGAAAACAGAAAGAAAGGAAAGAAGAGGAAGCAGAGAGUGAGGAAGAAGCAGCUAGAAGACAACAGGAAAAGAGGGAAAGGAAGAGAGAAGAGGAGGAAGAAAGGAGAAGACAGGAGAAAGGUGCAGAAGAAGAAAGAGAAGCAGCAGAGAGGGAGGAAGAAGCAGCUAGAAGAGAAAGAGCUAGAAGAAAGCAGGAGAGAAGAGAAGAGGAAGCAACAGAAGAAGAGAGUGAGGAAGAAGCAGCUAGAAGACAACAGGAAAAGCGGGAAAGGAGGCGUGAAGAGGAGGAAACUAGGAGAGAGCAAGAAAGGAGAAGAGAAGAGAGAACAGAAAGGGAGCAAGAAAGGACAAGAGGAGGAGGGGGAGAAGAGGAAGCAGCUGCUAGAAGACAACAGGAAAGGAGAGAGAGGAGGCGAGAAGAAGAGGAAGCUAGGAGAGAGGAACGAGCAGAUAGGGAGAGAGGAGGAGGAAGAAGGACACAUAGAAGGGGAGAGCAGGGAAGAGGCAGAGAAGAAACAGAAGCUGAAUGGGAGCAAGAAGAAGCCAUGAGACAGCAAAGAGAAAGGGACAGGAGGAGAAGAGAGCAAGAUGGUGAUAAUGGGAAAAGCAAAGCAAGCAGCUUUGAAGGAAGGAGAGUUUUGAAGAUGCGACAUGUUUGA
Molecule: messenger RNA, 2593 nt
Organism: Lotus japonicus
Lineage: Eukaryota; Viridiplantae; Streptophyta; Magnoliopsida; Fabales; Fabaceae
Product: vicilin-like seed storage protein At2g18540
Exons: 5
Coding region: 122-2593 (823 amino acids)
Source: RefSeq, a predicted model, not a curated record